GACAGCUACCUAGUCAUAAAACAAAAAGCUACCAUCUUCUGUGGAGGCAGAGAGACUUCAAGCUGUUCAUGGCCAUCAUCAUGUGGAUCAGAAUCAUUCUUCUGUUAGCGGCUUGCAUGCUUCCUCUUUCAGUGGAAGCCAUGGUUCGCCACUACAAGUUCAACGUGGUGGUGAAGAAUGUCACAAGAUUGUGUUCAACCAAGCCAAUAGUAACAGUAAAUGGAAAGUUUCCAGGGCCCACUAUCUAUGCUAGGGAAGAUGAUACUGUUUUGGUGAAGGUGGUUAACCAUGUGAAGUACAAUGUUAGCAUCCACUGGCAUGGGGUGAGACAAUUGAGGACGGGCUGGGCCGAUGGGCCUGCAUACAUAACCCAAUGCCCAAUUCAACCGGGUCAGGUGUUUGUGUACAACUUCACCCUCACAGGGCAGAGAGGGACACUUUGGUGGCAUGCACAUAUCCUGUGGCUUAGGUCAACUUUGCAUGGUGCAUUGGUCAUUUUGCCCAAGCUUGGAGUUCCUUACCCUUUUCCCAAACCCAAUGCAGAGAAAGUUAUCCUAUUGAGUGAAUGGUGGAAAUCAGAUACAGAGGCCAUAAUAAAGGAAGCAUUGAAAUCUGGGUUGGCCCCAAAUGUGUCUGAUGCUCACACCAUUAAUGGUCAUCCAGGAUCUGUUCAACAGUGUGCCUCUAAAGGAGGGUACAAACUUCAAGUUCAUGCUGGAAACACCUACUUGCUAAGAAUAAUCAACGCUGCACUGAAUGAAGAGUUGUUCUUUAAAAUUGCAGGUCACGAACUCACUGUUGUUGAGGUUGAUGCUGUCUACACAAAACCUUUGAAAACCAACACCAUAGUUAUUGCACCUGGUCAAACCACAAAUGUGCUUCUGAAAGCCAACCGUGCCACAGGCAAAUACUUAGUAGCAGCCACUCCCUUCAUGGACUCUCCUAUUGCAGUGGACAAUGUGACUGCCACUGCAACAUUGCACUACGCAGGCUCACUCAGUUCCACCAUCACAACCCUCACUUCCUUACCUCCCAAAAAUGCCACCCCAGUUGCUACCACCUUCACUGACUCACUCAGAAGCCUAAACUCCAAAACCUACCCUGCUAGAGUCCCUAUAAAGGUUGACCAUUCCCUGUUCUUCACUGUCAGCCUUGGAGUCAACCCUUGUCCCACUUGUGUCAACGGUAGUAGGGUGGUUGCAGCCAUCAACAAUGUGACCUUUGUGAUGCCAAAAGUCUCUCUCCUCCAAGCACAUUUCUUCAACAUAAGUGGAGUUUUCACUGAUGAUUUUCCCAGAAAGCCUACAGUGGUUUAUGACUUCACAGGAACACAACAACCUGCAAAUUUGAGGACCAACAGAGGGACAAGGGUCUACAGACUUCCCUACAACUCCACUGUUCAGUUAGUGUUGCAAGAUACUGGAAUGAUUACGCCUGAGAACCAUCCUAUUCAUCUCCAUGGAUUCAACUUCUUCGUGGUUGGUAGAGGACAAGGGAAUUUCAACCCCAAAAGGGACACCAAAAAGUUUAAUCUUGUUGAUCCUGUGGAGAGAAACACAGUUGGUGUUCCAUCUGGGGGGUGGACUGCUAUUAGAUUCAGGGCUGAUAAUCCAGGUGUCUGGUUUAUGCACUGCCAUUUGGAAAUUCACACUACAUGGGGACUAAAGAUGGCAUUUGUGGUGGACAAUGGUGAAGGACCAAAUGAGUCAUUGCUACCACCUCCAAGUGAUCUUCCCAAAUGUUGAGAAGAGGACAAAUGUACAAUCUUUGCUUAAGGAGGAAGAGAGGGAAACAUGUAAAGAAAUAUACUUUCCAAAUGGACUCAACCAUCAAAGCUAAUAACAAGAUUUUCUUGAAGCUAAUGAAAAGAACAAGUUGAAAAUAGGAAAAUAAGACCAAUUAACAUGUCUUCAGUUUCUGUGUUUUUUCCCUGUAAUUUUUUCAUUUUUUUUUGCAUUAUUUGUAUUUUUCAUCUCCUUCUUCUUGAAAAAU
Molecule: messenger RNA, 1992 nt
Organism: Vigna umbellata (rice bean)
Lineage: Eukaryota; Viridiplantae; Streptophyta; Magnoliopsida; Fabales; Fabaceae
Product: laccase-4-like
Biological process (GO): lignin catabolic process
Cellular component (GO): apoplast
Molecular function (GO): hydroquinone:oxygen oxidoreductase activity; copper ion binding
Source: RefSeq, a predicted model, not a curated record